CCUAUGCAGGGCUCGAACUCACAGACUGCGAGAUCAUGACCUGAGCUGAAGUCGGACGCUCAACCAACUGAGCCCCCCAGGCGUCCCACAAACAAACUUUCUGUGUAAUUUUGGGUUCAAGGGGUAAUAAAGAUGGAAAUCACAAUCAUUUUCGAGUCUGUACCGCUAAAAGCACCAUCUGCAUCAGCUCACACGGGCUGCAUUUGUGCUCGGCAGUGGGGAGGGCGUGUGAGGUGUCUGGUGCCCAGUGUGACUGAGGGGGUCUCCUAGUGGGCAGCACCCCUCCUACACCAGCCCCCUGCCCAGCGCGGGUAGGUAAGCGCUGGCGAGUGUUGACAGGACCCCAAACCGCAGCACGGACCCAACAGUGUGUAGCCUCAGAUGCAUUUCCAGGAAAUAUGAAAGAUGGAAAUAAAAUUCACUAACUGUGCAACUCAAUACACUAGUAACAGAUAGCAAAGGAAACACGGAAAGUGUAGAAGGAAGAAAUAAGAAAUGAUGGAAACAGAGGUAAUGAAAUAGAAAAGGCAGACAAGCUUUGAUCAAUAAAACAGGGUCUUUGUUCGGAGUUGUGGUGGGGAACCUGAAUAAAAUGGUCUCCUCAGAUGAGGUUGGAAAGUCACUUAGAUUCCACCUCUAAAGUAGGACCGCAGGCCUUUCGGAUUUGCGAGUACUUUCUGCCAGAUCGUAGACAAAGACGGAAGUUCCCUAAAUAAUGGUGCUCGUCCAGGGCCACCUUGACCCACCAGGACUCGGUCUGAGAAGGUAGCAGAUGGCAGGGGCCUGACUGACAAGAAGCGGCUUAACCACGUGUGUGGUUGUAUUGAGCACACUUUUCAUUUUCUGUGAUUUACGAUGUUCCGGCAUCUUACAAACUCUUUCUUGCUUGGGAGGCUGCCCCCCCUGGGCCAGCGGUUCUCAGGGCAGGCGCAGGUCCCAGUGGAGUCCUGCCUUUGAUGUGCCUGCCGGCCAGCCCAGAGCCAGCCUGUGUGGACCAAGGAGGCAGUGCCUGAACCUCAUCAGCCCGGGGCCAGGUACCAGGCAGCUGGGGACAGCCCGGAGUUUCGAACCUGCUGGAAUUAUUCAAGGUAGCCAAUUUUGAGCUGAUUAGCCUGCCCUGUGAGUGCUAACCUGUGCCCUGUGGAAAUCCCAGAGAAGACUCCAGCCUGGGCUCCCCCCACCUGACCACCUGGUGCCUCCCCGUCUCUGGGCCCUAUUGGUACAAUCACCUUUGUUUCCCGAGCCUCUCCUGCAUCUCCUCUUGUGGCGCACCGACGGGCAUCCCGUUGAAGAACACGACCAGUGGCUGGGGCAGUGACCCAGGGAUGUCACGAGGGGACCUGCUUCAUGACCUCCUUCCUUGAACUUGCCCGGCUGCUCAUCUUGGAGCAUUUCACCCGCGUGAAAGCAGGGGGGCUUCUCCCUGUGACUCUUGGCCAGACUCGUCUCACGGACCCACCUGUAGCCGCAGGAUAAGCUGGGAAUCAAUGUUCCAGAGGAGAAACACGGGACAGAGGAGAGGGAAUGAGCAGCCGCAGACCCUGCUGUCCAGGAACACUGCAUCUUCUGGGAAGGCCCAAAGCCAAUGUAACCGGAUGGUGUUCUUCUCUGCCCUUUGUCACGUCUGGAUUGCUUGUGUGGGGUGACCAGCCGGCCCAGACACGUCCCCAGUGAUGGUCAAGAAAUCGGGUUUCCAGUUCCUUGGGACCUGGGUGCUGCUCCCCACGGCUUCCCGUCCCUCCCCCAGAAGUGAGCACAGAUCGCAGACCACGGAGGACACGGGGAGAACGUGGCCGUCCACUCGCCCAGCAGAGGCCCCGCAGGGAGGCCUGCAUCUCGGGCUUCAGGCCCUGGGACGGGUCCCUGGGGACAAGCCACCACCUCUCUGGUUUUCCUCCUUCGGCCCGACUACGGGACAAGUGCCCUGGGAAAGACCCGUAGCUCGUCUCUUCAAGAGCAGCGGGGUCCCGUCCAGUGGUCUGGAGGCCCCGUCACUGGCUGGCCCCUGCCCCUCCGUGGCCCGUGACUUCAUGGGACACAUACCGAGCCACACGGGUCCUCUGCCCUCGUCUUACGGGCACACUGGGUCGGCUCUCGGGCAUCAAUCUGCCUGCAGGAGACUCUGCACCAGGGGGCCUGGAGCUCUCACGGAGGGCACACUCCCACCCCAGCUGGCCGGCUGGGAGGGACGGUGCCCAAGCCACCAGCAGCCGGGCAUCCACCGUGGCUCCAGAUCCGCCCAUUUGUGGCCCAGAGACAGGGUUUACAAAGAGUUGCUAGAGAGGAGGUCUGUGCCUCUGCAUCCCAAAACCCACACGGUCACAGCCGCCGGCCUGCAGGGUUUUCAGUGUCUUCUGGGUGGAUCAGGGCUCUGGUGGGGAGGCGUCAGCCUCUCUUUAGAGACCUCUGAGGACCUCGUUUACUGUCGCCUGGGUCUGGGCAGGUGUGACUUGGAAAUUCGCAAGGACCUUCCUGAGGAUGUGCGCACGUGGAGACUGACCAGCCAAUUCCCAGACCCUUGGUCUUUCCUGAAGCUGAUCUACCCGGGAGGGUUGGUGAAGGGAUAAAGGGCUUCCGUCUUUCUCUUUUACAAACUCUGUCCUCCCACUUCACUCCCAACCUCUUGUCUGUCCCACGUGCGGGCGCCCCAGGGACUUGUGUGCAUCUGGGAAGGGGCGUGACGCGACAGCUGGGAGGCUCCUCCCUUCGUGUGUCAAGGAUUUGAAGUGUUUGCUUUCAACUCAGGAGAAAAAGAACUAACUGGGAUUUCCCCGGAAGGGCCCAUGGGUGAAGGAUUCCCUUCAUUCUUGUGUGUGGAGAUGUGUUUUCCUGUGGCCUUGAUACUCAAGAGACCGCUUGGCUGGACAUAAAUUCUCACCUGUGCUCCCGCCCCUCGGUUUUGGAGAAAUUCGACUCUGUGGUUGUCUCGUUUAGUCUGGCCAUGGUUGAAAGGCUUAAUCUAAUUCUUUGCUUUUUAAUUUCUUUUGUUAAAAACAUGU
Leopardus geoffroyi (Geoffroy's cat) is the source of this 2999-nucleotide messenger RNA. RefSeq lists its product as uncharacterized. Bases 1674 to 2567 code for a protein of 297 amino acids. The record is from RefSeq and is a predicted model, not a curated record. The transcript is spliced from 6 exons. NCBI's taxonomy places the organism in Eukaryota, Metazoa, Chordata, Mammalia, Carnivora, Felidae.